AAGAUAUAAAUGCUACAUGAAUAAAGUUCCAUCUGUAAACUAAAGUGUUAUCUGACCAAGUAAGUGACCAAGCAGGGGCGGGGGUCACGUUUUUACCUCCAUUAAUUCGCGUUUAAACCGUGUUUACUUAUUAAAUCGUUGUAUUUGAUGACUUAUGACUUAUUUGAUGACUCAUGUCUGUAAUAUGAACACAACUUUCAAAUAAACUUUAACUGCAAAGUUGUGGUGGGGGGCGGUCCAAGGCCAUGGAGCCAGACACCCUACAUGGGCGUGCUUCAAAAUCUACGUCGACGUUGGUGGUGAUCCCAUUUGACGCACUCAAGCAGAUCGUUUCUGAUAUAGAGGAACCACAACAAGCCGCGGUCGUUCUGCGGUCGGACUGCUGAGAUGACAACGCUGUGACAGUGUGUGUCCAAGUGUGUCGGUGCCGGACCAAUUCCUGACAUGGCUGCUGCAAAAAAGAGUUGCUCGAAGGCGGGAGGCGUGCGCUUCUCGGAGGACCCGCCCACCGCCGCCGCCGCCGCCGGUCCCCCGUCACACGUUCACUUCGACGAGAAGCUGCACGACUCCGUCGUCAUGGUGACCCCCGAGGACGACGGCAACUUCAUGGUCAAGGUCGGCUUCCUGAAGACGCAGCACCGCUACGAGCUCGUCUUCACGCUGCCCGAGGUCCCGGCUCUGGGGAAGGACGUGUGUCCGGCGCCGGUACCCGGGCCACACCUCCGGAUCACCGAUAUCACGCCGGCACCGGAGGGAGGUCUGAAGGUGACCUGUGAGUACCUGGCCCAGCAGGAGGGCGUCCUGUGUGAGGAGGUGCUGCUGCUGAGCGAGACCAACCAGGACGUCUGUGUGAAGGUCAAAGUUCACGCCAGAGUCAUGGAUCGUCAUCAAGGCACCCCGAUGCUGCUGGAGGGCGUCCGCUGCGUCGGCGUGGAGCUGGAGUACGACUCUGAGCACAGCGACUGGCAGGGGUUCGACUGAAGCUCGAGCUCAGUGCACACACACGCACACACACACACACACACACCAAAUUAAAACACACACCAAAUAGGAACAAAAGAGUAGAUCCAAAAGAGACAUUCCUCCCUGUCUUCUUUUUGACACCCCUAAGCUGUUGUUUCCUUCCUGAACCGCGAGAGGACAGCAGCACUCUCUGACUCGGCCUUGCGUCUCUUUUCUCCGCCUCUUGUUCUCCCUUUUCCUUAAAGUUCAAACUGAACGUGAAGUUCCAGGUGAGGGAGUAAACAAGGGCUCUUUUUUAAUCCAGUAGGGAGCUGAAAGCGAUCCAGAGGAAGCAGAAUACAUCUGCACGCGUCAAGGGAGGAGAGCAAUGUGCCUGUAAUGUCUCUGUCUCACCACACGGGGGCGCUGCAGUUACACCUCUGGAUGUAACACUCCUCCUGGUCACAUUUCUGCAUUUCUUUCUUUUUUUAAAGGUGCAAAUUACACUGCCAUCUAUCUUCUACUUCCGUGUUCAUCCUCUGCAUCUUCGUGGAUAUUAUAUUAUGAAACAUUUGUGUAAAAUAGUGCAUCUGGAAAGAAUCUUAAGUUUUACAUCUGUGCUCUCAAACCGUGUUGUUGUUGUUUUGCUGCAGACAUUUGUUUGUUCGCCUCUUUCCAUAGAAUCAAAGAAAAGAAAUUAAAUAGAUCCGUUCAACAAUUAGUUGCUUCAUUGAUGUCGAGCAGCAAAUACAUCAACCUGCUGCGUUUCUCAUAAUCAAUUUAGUGAUUUGUAUUGUUCAAGGUGAGAAAUAUUCUCUGGUUCCAGCUUUGCAAACGUCCAAUUUUAAUUCAAAUUUGACAUAUAUUUGGACAUUUAGUCCGACAAAACAGAGAAAUUUUAAAAAAAGUGUAUUAUCUAUUAGACAGACCAAAACUAUUGAUUACAUUCAUGACUUUCUGGAUUAGUUGAUUGAGAAUAAAGAACAAUUUCACAUUUGAAUACGUAUUUUAGGUUGAUUCUUCCUCUUCAUUAAACCGGCUGCAGCUGGUUCAGAACAAUCUGGGUGGUUUUUCUUUUGAAUUCACGAAGCCUUCAGAACACGCGUGUGACGCUAAGUGCCUUUUUUAAUUUGUACCCCUCCUCACACACACACACACACACACACCAGACCAACACGUGGUUGUGUUUCCCGGGGUAAGGCCUCCACUCCCACAGGUGAAUCGGACUCUCCCUCCCAACGCUCUCGUCCCAGUAGAGGAAUUCAAACGUCCUCUCGGCUCUGAUUCAUCUACAUGUGAUUUUUUUGUUUGCUUUUUAUUGCAUUUGUUAAGUUCAACACAUCGGCCUUAGAGGAAGCGACGCUGUGUGUGAUUUAUCAUCGCCGCGGCAGGUUUGAUGGGUUUAUUUGAUGUCUGCUCGCAGGUCACGAGGUCAAAGUGUGAAGCUGAAACGAUCACUAGUCAAACCGUGUCAAGAAUGUAGCAGCGUGUUUGUUCAUACCUGUGUGUGAGGUUUUUAUUUGUCCAACAUUAAUGAAUAAAACACGUGUGUUUGA
Molecule: messenger RNA, 2498 nt
Organism: Pseudoliparis swirei
Lineage: Eukaryota; Metazoa; Chordata; Actinopteri; Perciformes; Liparidae
Gene: adisspb
Product: adipose secreted signaling protein
Exons: 6
Coding region: 445-981 (178 amino acids)
Source: RefSeq, a predicted model, not a curated record